Messenger RNA from Pseudogymnoascus destructans, 711 nucleotides. RefSeq lists its product as uncharacterized. The transcript is spliced from 2 exons. Gene Ontology annotation, cellular component: nucleolus. The record is from RefSeq and is a predicted model, not a curated record. Lineage: Eukaryota; Fungi; Ascomycota; Leotiomycetes; Thelebolales; Thelebolaceae. Bases 17 to 580 code for a protein of 187 amino acids.
UCUUCUCUACAAACCGAUGUCUGAUAUAUCAUAUAGCAGUUACAGUCACCGGAUAAACAUUCUUCCCGCCUCAAAGCUCUCCCCGCCAUAUCCUAACCAUAGCUUCUACCUCACCUCACCUCACCCCACCAACCCCAACCCCACCAUGGGAGGCGACGACUACUCCUCCGCCAUCGGCGGCGGCCUCAAGCUCAAGGGCUCCAAACCCUCUGGCAUCAAAAAGAAGAAAUCCAAGUCCUCCAAAUCCUCCUCCGCCGCCGCCUCCACCUCCACCACCCUCACCAAACGCCCAUCAUCCGCCUCCCCUCCUCCCCCCACAGACUCCAAAGACACACCCACCUCAGCAUCCGCAAAAGAUGAAGAAGACGCGCUCUGGCGGCAAGUCGAGGAGCGCGAGCUAGAGCAGGAUUACAAGACGCCGACGGAGAAGAGGCAUGAGGAGAUGAGGAGGAAGAGGUUGGAGGAUCGGUUGAAGAGGGAAGGGGGGGGGAGGACGCAUAAGCAGAGGGUGGAGGAGUUGAAUAAGUAUUUGAGUGGGUUGAGUGAGCAUCAUGAUAUGCCGAGAAUCGGACCGGGAUAACAGGAGGAGGGCGGUGGUUAUGUUGGGGGCUGUUGCGCGCUGGCUGUGCGAUGGAGUUUGUGGGGGGGGGUUAUGGACGAGGGGCGCAUCAUGAGGAGUUUACCUUGUAUUGGGGGAUUAAAAACAUGGAU